Carlito syrichta (Philippine tarsier) is the source of this 1129-nucleotide messenger RNA. It is a transcript of the gene REP15, whose product is annotated as RAB15 effector protein. Bases 191 to 901 code for a protein of 236 amino acids. The record is from RefSeq and is a predicted model, not a curated record. Gene Ontology annotation, biological process: receptor recycling. The transcript has a single exon. Lineage: Eukaryota; Metazoa; Chordata; Mammalia; Primates; Tarsiidae.
UAACAUGUUUGUUUAGCUGUGUGUAUAUAUGCGUAACUGCACCAAGUAAGCUGUAGAGUUAGAAAACUGAACUGGGACUGUAUUAACAGAUGUGACUUCAUUGCAGAACUUUUACUUUGAAAAAGAAGUAAUUCUGCAUGAGGUUCACAUGUCUGAUAUUGAGGAACAGUAUUGAUCGGGUGUAGAAAAAAUGGGGCAAAAAACAUCGCAACAGUUGGCUCUGAAGGACAGCAAAGAGGUUCUCAGCGUUUGUGAGGUGGUCAGUGAAGCUAUGGUCCACGCAGCUCAGAAACUCAAGGAGUACCUGGGAUUUGAAUAUCCUCUGAGUAUACUCUGCCCAGCUGCAAAUACUCUAAAUGAGAUCUUCUUAAUCCACUUCAUCACUUUCUGCCAAGAAAAGGGAGUUGAUGAGUGGCUUACCACCACCAAGAUGACCAAGCACCAGGCUCUGCUGUUUGGAGCAGACUGGAUUUGGACCUUUUGGGGAUCUGAUAAGCAAAUAAAGCUUCAGCUGGCAGUACAGACUCUACAGCUGUCUUCUCUUCCUCUCAUGGAACCUAAGCCUUGUGACCUCUCCAAUCCCGAUUCAAGGCAAGAGGAGUCUUCCUGGAAGAAAAGUAGAUUUGACAAGCUGGAAGAAUUCUGUAACUUGAUAGGAGAGGAUUGUCUGGGCCUGUUUAUCAUCUUCGGUGUGCCAGGAAAGCCUAAAGACAUCAGGGGAGUUGUCCUGGACAGUGUCAAAAGUCAGAUGAUGAGGAACCAUCUGCCAGGAGGGAAGGCUGUGGCUCAGUUUGUCCUGGAAACUGAAGAUUGCGUCUCCAUCAGAGAGCUGCUUGGAAACUGUCUGAGUAAGAAAGAAGGGCUGAGAGAGAUGGGCAAGGUUUAUAUUAGUAUCCUCUGAACGGGAUAUGUGUGGUGUGACUGGCCUGUAAGAGGAAAAUAAAAAUAGAAAUAAAAAAGAUUUUAUUCUAACAAGCAAGCUUACCUACUUAGAUCACUCCAGCAUGGGAUUUUUUUUUUUCCCUUUUUUCCUAGUGAUUGAAAAUGACUACUGGGGUCAAAGCAUAUUCAUGUCACAUUUAUGAAGAGAAAAAAGCCCUAGCUGUUCAGGAAAACUUAAAAUUUAGUU